AGAAGGCGUCAACAUAAUAGUCACGUGAUAACCCUGCGAAUUUAUUGUGCCCAAGAACGAGGAAAAUUUGACGAGGUUUGCUCCCUAUUCGCGAUGGUUUUCUUCGAAACUUGUGGUCCAAAUGAAGCCAUGGUGGUAUCAGGUAUUUCCCCCAAUAUCUUCGUGAUCAAUGUUACGUUUUCUUUUAUAAAACCCCUCAGCAAUGAGCUUGAAUUGGAAUUGCAUUUUCGCAGGUGUUUUUUGCUGUAGUUCGCUUGAAUGAUCUUCCGAAAUCAGAAUAUCUCUGCCCUAAAUUUCCUGUCUUCUUGAUCUGUUUUGCAGGUGUAUGCCACACCAAGCCUGCUCUAGUUUCAGGUGGCCGUAUAUUUGUGUGGCCAUGGAUUCAAAAGCUGCAAAAGUGAGUCAAGGAAAUUCAUGCAGUUUACGCACGCUAUGUACCACAAUAGAAUUUUGCUGAGGUGGUCCGAUCUUUGCAACGCUAAAAAUGCAAACGUAAUGAGUGGACUCAAAGUUAAGAAGAUGUAACAUUUUGUCAAACAAUUUCGUGUAUUCGAAGCGGCAAUUUUGAAAAAUCUGCUUUCUAAUAGUUUGUUGAUGUGUUUGAGAAUGUGACACCGAUCACGGGUGUCAUGGGAAAUACAUCUACAUGGGAUGAAGGUAUGAACGCAAUUUAACUUCCUGAUGUUGGAAUAGAAAACAAAAACAUGAUGAAUUUAUGACCCGUAUUAGCGUUGUCUUUUCCAUAUGUGGUUUAACUUAUGUAGCUUAUAUUCAAUCUCAAGAGAAGUUGACUUUAAACCGUAACAUCACACACCCUUGUUUUUGUUUUGAUAUAGGCCUACGUACGUUGAGUCUGAAAGUGCAUUAAAUAUAUUGAAUAAAACAUCGCGACUGGGAAAACCCUACAAUGUACUUCAAAAUGAUUUGAAGGCUUUUAUAGUCAAGAUUACCUUUCAUGAAUAAAUUGCAAUCACUUAAAUGUACAAAUCAUCAGUGAGUUUGCCUCCUGCAAGUUAGCCCCAGAUUUUUUCCUAUUUGUAAAAUAGCUUAGUAGUGGUUGUGUAUUCAUGAAUAACCAAAAGUUUAAUGCAGGUUAACAGUAACAAUCAUUUGAUCAUCUCCGCCUACACAUGAAAAUUUUCAAAAUUCAGGCUUUUAAUUUACGACGCCUUGUUUGGGUAAAAUUCCAACAAGCAACAUGGCCUUGAAACAGCGACACAAGACAAGAUGAAAAAGCGACGUUGGUUAAAUACCAACAGGGGCAUGGCUUACUCCUUGAAACACGAAAAGGCCGUAUUUGAAAUAUUUCAGACUUGGGACAUACGUACCACCCCUCCCCCCCCAUCCCUCCUAAGAGGGCCUCGUUAAUGCUUUCCCGUGCAUGCAAACACCACAUUGUACGCUUUUGAAUAGAUGUACUUGUCUCACCUUGCGUCCGAGUUCAGCUUUUCAGAGAGUCUAGAACAGACCUGCAAUGAGUUUAUCUCUAUUCGUUCAGUAAUACGAAGUAAAGAAUUUUCAGACUGCAGUAAGCGUGAAGCAAGCGUGGACUGGAGCGCCCCAAGCGAGUGGCAAAACCUGAUAGCAUGACUAUGAAGGACUCUGUGAAAGUUUGAAUUGAGUCUGGCUGUCAUAAAAAUUUAACCCUUUCAGACUCUUAACCAGAUAGUUUUUGCAAAAAAAUUUACUAUGGGACCAAACCUCCAAGUUAAAUUUUUUUGCUCGGUCGCCAUUUGGCAACCAACUCUUUUGGUUUAGGGAGACUUUUUUACAAAUCAAGUUGCCAGCUCCAAAAUUUUAGGUGCCAUGGUGACCAAAGUGGUCGCAACUUGGCAGGUUGGGGACAAACUUGAUUUCUAACAGGGCUAACUAGUUAGGGGCUAACUUGCUAUGGGUUGAAACCACUGGCUUCCAAUACAAAUUAAAUGGCUACAGUGAAUGAAACAUGUCUGCGCAGCCAUGUAAUACCCUCUUUAUACAAAGUGCAUAUCUUGCAGGUAAAACAGAUCUCAAGCUAAAUCAGUAUUUAACCUGUUUGUUUCAGAAUCGUCUUUGUUUCAUAACACUAAUUGUUCAUAGGAGAAAAAGGAAACUCUAGUUUAACCUGAGAACAGAUUUUGCUCACAACUCAUACACCACACAGGACCACAUCCAGAUGAUCCAAUUGUUAAACUAGUUUUGAAAUGGUUAGAAGCCAGUAAUUUUUAAUCGAUUCGUCCACUUUUCCAGACAGGAAUGGACAGUUGUUAUUACAGCUGGCUACUUUAUGCACACAUUUUGUGAAAAGUAGCCUCUUUAUGGGGGUAAUCCCUAAAAGGAUCAUCAAUGCAUUCAGUAUCAAGACUGUGUGAAAUUAUUGUUGCUUCAGUGGACAUCUCUGCUCUUGAUCAGUCAUCAUACUGGAUGUUUCACCUUAUAAUGUUAUGUAUGGUUUCUUUACAGAAUAUCACUGAACACUAUGACCCUGAAUGUGGAAUCUCCUCGUGUAUAUACCCGCCAUGGAGUGCCUAUCUCUGUAACUGGAAUAGCUCAGGUAAAUACCUGUGAGCAUAUGUUGUUCUGUUGGUUUCUUGGAGGGUCAUGUAUUAGUACAUGUAUGUUAGGUUCAAGUGAAGAGGGUUUAAUUUGAGGUGUUGCCAGAAACCUUAGCUUUCUUUCUAACUACUUUUGUACUUUUAAAAAAGGUAUCCCCAUUGUAACGAUAGCGGUCUCACUUAUGAAGGACUCUGGCAAUAGAUUCACCCUUUUAAUGGUCACCAAGAAUACAACAACAAUGAAGUACAUGUUUUUCUAAUCACGUGACCUAAAACCACAGGCAUACCAUGACACCCAUGACAGUUGUCAUUAAUUUUGAAGAACUGAGGUUCGACAGUGACUGGUACAGUGUAGGUCAGGAUGAAGAACAAGGGGAUUAGAAAAUGCACAUAGCACAGAAUAGUCUCCUUUUGGACUGAAAGGCGAAGAUUGGAAAUGUUCGUUAUAAAACUUAUUGGUACUUAAUUUCAUGGGUCUUAAAUUUCGUGUUUUUUGUGAUUGUAAAAAAAUUGCAAAAAUAAAUCCUUGCAAAAUUUAAGCAUGCAAAAGUAAAACCUCAUAUAGAACAUUCAAAGCACAAAAAAAAUUAUUAACUUGUAACAGGUGUCCCCAAUUAGUGCCAAUAGGCAUUAGAAUGACUAGACACUUUAAUAAAGGUUAUGUAUGUAUGUAUGUAUGUAUAGAAACAACAUACAUGUAUACAGGACAUGUAUCAACAAUAUAUAGCUUGUUAACUAGUUUUACUGGUGAGCUCGGUUUUGUGUCUUCAGUCAGAAGUGAAAUGACGUUAAUUUGUGAAGCUUUCACACAUUUCUUUUCCAGUUUUACUAGAAAUUUGAAAACUUUCAGACUUUUUUAAUAAGUAAAAUGAAGUUGAGAACUCUUAAAUCGUGAAUUUUAAUACCUUUUUUUCAUAUUUGUGUGUGGAAAUAACGAAAAUAAAACCCCACAGUAAUCACAAAAAUAUAAGUACCAACAAAUUAAAUCACACAUAGUGAACUUUUUUAUUUUGCAGGUAAAAAUUCAAGGCCAAAAUCAGGAAAUGUUGUAUGCAGCCUGCCAACAGUUUCUAGGCAAAUCACAGGAGGAAGUGCGUUCUGUUGCCUUGGAAACACUGGUGAGGUUCUAGUUAAUUUCUAUCAUCUAUUGACGUUUAGAUCGGAUACUAGUUUGUUAGCAACCCUUUAUUGGGCUUCUUGACUACACUUUAUAUACAAAUUUUUGUACAAUACACCUUCAACAAUCCUCUUUAAAUUUAUCGCUUCUCAGAGUAAUAUUUUUGAGAACACAAAUACAUAACAUAAGACUGGAAUACAGCUAGUGCUCAGGGGAUGAACUGAACCCAGGUCUGUGGCGGGCUAGAAGUCUUGCAUUCUAUAAACUUGCACUUGUAUCAACUGUGCUUUCGUCUUAUGACUAACAGGAUAAUUUACAGUGUAUUUUAUAAGCAGGUUGAAGAUUGUUUAGUUAUGUACAUUCUUUUCAGGCCUUUCAUCUUACCAUAACCUUUUUUUGACUCAGCAAUUAAUGUUAAUGUUUACUGUUUUAUAGGAGGGCCAUCAGAGAGCCAUCAUGGGCACAAUGACUGUUGAGGUAAAUGGAAAGAAUGCACUGCGCUAGUAACUGUUGCAUCUUGUUUGUCAUUUUUUGUAAGUUUUUGUCAUGACCAAUGGUUUAAAUUUGCAAUUAAAACAGGAAAUCUACAAAGAUCGUAAGAAGUUUUCCAAGAGUGUAUUUGAGGUAAAGUAAUGCAAGUACAUGAAUUUAAAUUAGUUUUAAACUAGUUUCUAGAGUAAUUUUAAUGUGUAUUUUUAUUUCCUGCCCUUCUUGCUUUGUGUUCCUGUUGUUUUGUUAACAUUUUUAACUUUUUCAUUUUAUCUUGGUUUGAGCGUUACUUAAUACCAUAACAAUCAAGGAAGUAUCAAGUUGUAUGCAGUGUUCUCCUUAUCAGGUUAUAACCGGUAAAAUUUACCGCCUGAAGCAACACUUCUUACCGCCUGCAAUGGCCUGAAGGUUUACUAAAAUUAAAGAAGUACUUGUAAAAAAUACACUAGUUGUGAUCUGAUCCGAUUCUCACAUGCCACAAGGAAAUGAAUGAAUAUAUGGAAAAGUACAGUGGAACCCCAUUAACAUGGUCACCAAUGGAUCAAACAAAAUUGGCCGUAUUAGCAUACAGGGUGGCCAUGUAACCGGAGCAUUAAUUAACGGGUGACCGUAUUAACAAGUGUUUUUUAUUAUAAAAUGAGGGGCCGUUUUGUCAUAUUACCGAGGUGGCCUUAAGCUGGGGUUCCACUGUACUGAAAUAUUCACAGCUUUUCUUUUUAUGGGCCACGCAUUUUGGAAAGAGAACAUUGAAGACACGGUAAAUUUAUUGGAAUCAAUCGUUUUAAAUUGUUGUGUAAAGGUAACAAUGGCGAAUUUGUGUAAAAUGGGUCUUAAAGUGAGGAAUGACAUUUCAGAGAACUUAGCUCUUAAAUUUCCCAGCAAGAGCAAGGCCAUGUCCCGCAAUCCAAUGCCCCUUGCAUACCCCCCAGGAAAGUGCACCUCUGGCUAUGAAUGGUCCCUUACCUGCUGAGCUAAAAUUCAGGGAGAACGCUGUGUAUACAUGAGAUUCCCUGACGUUAUAGUUCACAAGCACUAUUGUUUGUUGAACCUUUCAUUUCAGGUUUUGAGGAUUGAUUAAAUUUAUUUAUGGCAAACAUUUGUCGGUACUUGUACCUUAUGGAAAAAUGAACAGUCAUUCUUGUCAGUCUUCAUUGUUGUUAGCAUUAUUUUUUUACUACAUGCAAAUGUAUAUGCAUUACUAAGCAACUAUGUUUUGAAUUUACUUUUUGAAGGUGGCAUCAUCUGACUUGGUUAACAUGGGAAUCAGUGUUGUGAGCUACACAAUAAAAGAUAUCAGAGAUGAUGAGGUAACUAACAUGUGAAAGGAUAAAUUAAUUUCAAAUCACCUAUACCACCACUACCACCACCACCACAAUCAUCAUCAUCAUUGUCAUUGUCAUCAUCAUUUUUAGUGUUUACUUUAUACCUGGUUCAAUUUUAAAUUGUGGUUGUUCGUAUGACAUGGGCAAUGUAUUGUAAUGUCGUGUGUACAGUGUUUAAAAGAAAGAGAAAUAAAAAUUGACCUCGCCUGUAAACCCAUGGAACCACUUUUUUUACUUACCUGCAUGGGGGGUAGUGGAGCAACCCAUUUGAGUAUUUUUAAUUGCCAGUUUCAGAUAGGCAAACAAUAUUUGCGGAAAGAGUAAAAAUGUUAGUGAAAAGGGGAUUGGUAUUUAAACCAGCUGCACAACUCCUCUGUGCUAGUAAACUUUAGCAACAGCUUACCCAAACGGCAAGCAAUUUCUUUAAUGUUCAUAUGACCCUGUCCUGUUCCCUGCAUUUUUAGCUUCUUAGUGGUACUUGUGUAUAAUAUACACAAGUACCACUAAGAAGUGUUUUGCCCUUUUUUCAGGGCUAUUUGCUUGCUCUUGGCAUGGCCAGGACUGCACAGGUCAAAAGAGAUGCCAGGAUUGGUGAAGCAGAGGCUCAGAGAGAUUCUGGAAUCAAGGUAAAAGUUUAUCAUUGAUAUGGUGCACAUUAACACAUCUGUGUGUCAGAUUUUUAUAUUGUAUAUAUAUGCUGAGGUUGAAGUUUUGUCUUGGUUUAAAUUAAUUUUUAUUUUUGUUCAUUUUUGUGUGUCAGUGAUGUUGUAAUAAUUGAAAAUUUGACUUGUACAAAAUGUACAUGCUCCUCCAUUUCUCUUAGCAAUAUUUCAAGGGCUGUCGAUUUAAAGUCCCAGUAUUAAUUUUUUGUAAUUUUAUACCAGUGUAUGUGGUAAUUUUGGGUAUAGAUGUUUUGCGUAUACAUGUUGACUUGAUAAAAUCUGAAUUAUUUUAUCCCAUGUUAGGAAGCAUUAGCUGAAGAAGCUCGCAUGAAAGCUAAGUUUGAGAAUGACACACUGAUUGCCAAAGCCAAGAGAGACUAUGAGUUAAAGAAGGCUGCAUAUGACAUUGAAGUUCAGACCAAGGUAUUAUUCAAAAGUUUUCACAGAUAGCCUGCGAAAACAGCUAUCUCUCGUCAUUCGUCCCCGCUAGGAAUGUUUCACCAAGAGGGACAUGUGCACCUCAGCAACAGAAAUUCCAUGCUGAUGAUGUAAAAUCUGUCUGGUAUCUGGUUAGGAGCUCUUAUUGGUUGACGUAGUAGUUAUAUUAUUUUAGCCAUUGUUUACUAAUGACAGACAAAAGGCAAAUGGUCACAAAGGUCAAACUUAACUUUGAUAAUACAAAAUAUAUAAUAAUUAUUAUGUCUUUUUCGUUCACUUAGCUAACUUAAUAAUACUUUGGUCUGUUUGAUAUAAUAGAAAGCCCAGUCAGAACUGGCUUACAAUCUUCAGGCCUCUAUAACAAAACAGAAGAUUAAGGAAGAAGAGAUGCAGAUCAAAGUUGUGGAAAGGGCACAGCAGAUUAAUGUUCAAGAGCAGGUAAUACCUUGUUGUUGUUGUGGUUCUUGUCACUGUACAAGAAGCUGUGAUCUUUGUCAUUUAUAAGUAAUUUCUUUGUUAAUGUUAAGUUCCAAAGUGCAUAAGGAAGUGUAAUUGGCAAUAUCAGGAAAAUGAAUUAAACAGCCGUGACACGACCUCUUAAACUCAGCGUCAUGCUUGCAAGACCAGAUAUGGUGCUUUUACUAUAAAGGUACAGGUGUAACUAUCUACAUGUAGACAAAACUGCUGGCUAGUUAGCCUUCCUUAGCCGGCGACACGGCUAACAAAAAAAUAAGCACCAUUGAAUAAAAUUGUAAACCAUCCGUUUCCAGUUUUGGAUGGCAUUGAACAUGUAAUAUUAUUUAAACGGGUUUAGCUCUGUGAAAUAUUCGAACCAUGCGAUGUCAUGGAACGUCUGGGAUAUUUUGACAGCAUUGUUCCCAGUCUUGUGUGCAUUCUGACGAAACAACAUGGCGUCCACGGUGGAAAAUACCUCUUGAAUUCCCCUGGAAAUGCCAUUUCCGAGACUCUAAAUUUCAAAAUAUCCCAAGAUACCUCAGCCCUAAAGAACUUGUGCCUUUGGGGUGAGUUCUGCCUACUAUUCAUUAUGAGCCUGCAACUUCAUUGCAAAGCAGGCAGCUAAACCUGUCCAAAAAGAGUAUGGAUUUUAGAGAAGUCACUCUGUACUUGUAGUUACCUUUGUUUGUUGUGACAAUAUUGUAGGAAAUUGCUCGGAAAGAUCGUGAAUUGGAGGCAACCAUUAAACGACCAGCUGAAGCUGAAAAAUAUAAAGUGGAAAAACUUGCCGAGGCCAACAGGUAUGCAGUUAAUGAAAGAUGCUGUUCUUUGCCAGUGCCGCAGGGUUUCACAUUUUUGUUGAUAAACUUGUACUAUUAUUUUGCUAAAAUAGGCCUUUUAUCAUGCUGAACAUUCUUGAACAGAUUAUUGGUCUCAAUUCUCAGUUCAGCUAGUUGUAUUGAGCUGGACAAGACAUUGUUGGGUUGUGUAUCCCUGGCUUUAGAGCUAAGCUGUCAGUAAUUAACCCACAGAAUCUGAAAUCAAUUAUUUACUUGUCUUUCCUUUCUAAGGAAUCGUGUGAUACUUGAAGCUGAGGCUGAAGCUGAAGCCAUAAAGGUUAGUAGAGUUUAAAGAAAGAAAGAUACUGUUAUUAGUAAUAUUGUUGAGAAAGAUACAAAAAAUAUCAAGCAUGCAAUGAGUGUGGGACAUGAUUUUACCCAUUGACACCCAAGGUAUACAUGCCACUUACAUACGGGCAUGGCUGUGGCUAAGAUUUCAAGUUGCCAGAAAAAAAAAAAAAUGGUAGGCAGGGAAUAAGAACAGCUAAGGAAUUCUUAGUUCAAUUUUCCAUUUGUUUCCUAUGAAAGUAGCCAGUAGGGUUCAUGCUCACAGCAUCCAGGAAAAUCCAUGGCCCAAGUCCUCAGUGACAUCCUCAAAUUAAAAUCAAAGUUUUCAAUCAGCAGGCAUGGGCCUUGUGCCAAGCAUAAGAGUUGGCAGGCAUACCAAAGAUACUUGUACUGUUUGGACAUGUUUACAGCACCAUUGAUCUGAUCUAAUGGUGAGAAUUGGGCAAUUUCUCAUUUUCAUGUGUUGCCACAAAUCCUGCUUGCUGCUAGCAUCAACAUUGUGUCUACAGCAUUUUGUUUAAAGGCUGAUACUGAAUGGUAGUGAUUUUCAUUGUUGUUAACAGGUGAAAGGAGAAGCUGAAGCAUUUGCCAUAGAAGCCAAAGCUACAGCAGAGGCUGAGCAGAUGGCAAAGAAGGCUGAUGCAUGGAAAGAGUACAGGGAAGCUGCUGUUGUGGACAUGGUGUUGGAGACCAUGCCAAAGGUAUAUACCAGGCUUUUUCUACACAAGCCUGUUUAUGUUUGUCAUUAAUGUACUUUAUAGUCACAGACUUACACCUCGUGUCCAUGUGUAAAACAUUUUGUAAAAAGUGUAGGUCUGAAAGAACACUGGGGACAGAAACUUAACUCCUGUUCCAAGCAGGUGUCUGUUGUAGGUAAAAUCGUUUUCAGGUUAAGUCAGUAUUCAACUCAGUUUGAUUCAGAAUUCCGUUUGUUUCCUAUCCCUAAUUAUUUAUAGGAUACAAAGGAAAUUCUGGUUUGACCUGAGAACAGAUUUUACCUACAACAUCUACAAGUUUAAUAUGCCAGUAGUGCAUCUCAACUCAUUUUGACUGUAAUUUCACAGAUUGCAGCUGAAGUUGCAGCUCCUAUUUCCCAGUGUAAGAAGAUUGUAAUGGUGUCCAAUGGCAAGUGCGACGUCGGUGCCAGUAAGAUCACUUCAGAAAUCCUGGAAAUUGUGGCCAACCUGCCCAAAUCAGUUGAAGCUUUGACCGGAAUUGAUAUCAGCAAGGUGAGUGACAUCAAGAGUGAAACCCUUUUCUGA
Molecule: messenger RNA, 9407 nt
Organism: Porites lobata
Lineage: Eukaryota; Metazoa; Cnidaria; Anthozoa; Scleractinia; Poritidae
Source: the annotation of a GenBank genome assembly